ACGUCAGCACGUCCUGACCUCUCGCGAGCGCAGGAAACUGGAUCAACGACAAACAUUCUGCUGCUUUUAACUCUUUUUUUUUUUGCUUUAUUUGUUGUUUUUUAAGUUGAAACAGGCCAACGACACGUUGUUUGUGCGUACAGUAUCGUUUAAUGCGCGUGUUUCGUUGUUUAAGUGUAUGAUGUGUACUUUUAUCCCGAUGAUUUCUCUCAUGGAUCAGAUGCUGACGCGUCAGGAGAAUUCACAUUAAUAACUGCGCUUUUAUUCGCGUUUUAAUAUCAUAACUUCUAUUAUAAGCCUUUUAUCAAAUGUUGUUUAAGAGUUUAUUUGAAAUAGUGAAGUAUAUCUGUCACAUGCGCUUAGGUGAGGUUUUUUCCAUUACUCCUUCUUUUAGCUGCUAAUGCUAACUCGCGUAACGUUAGGCCACUUCUGGAGUUUAUAUGUAUAGAUAGGUAAAUAGAUAUUUUUUUUCAUAUGUGUACAUUUGAGUCUAUAAAUGUAAAUAGUAAUUAUAGAGGAGCAUUUAUUGACUAGUGAUGUAUUCUCCGCCCGGCUCACAGUGAUGUUUCUUACUCAUAAUUCAGGCGGCGUUUGGUUUUUAUUUUUUUACGCAACGUCAGAUAUUCGGUUCACUUCACUAACUCAUGUCGUGAAGUUUGAUCUAUUAAUUGGCUGGCUGUAAUCAAACUCGACAUCAUACAGAACACAAGGAGAAACGAACCUUGCUAAGAGAAUCAAGAUGAUGUGCGAGGUGAUGCCUACCAUCAACGAGGCGGAGGUCGGCAGUAACGGAGGCACUCUGGGCUCCGGCUCGCCUGUGCAGUCAGACUCUGAGGGUCACUUUGAGUCUUUGAUGGUGUCUAUGUUAGAGGAGAGAGAUCGACUGCUGGACACACUGAGAGAAACACAAGAGAACCUGUGUUUGACACAGAGUAAGCUACAUGAGGUCAGCCACGAGAGAGACUCCCUACAGAGACAACUCAACAGUGCACUGCCACAGGAAUUUGCUGCCCUCACAAAGGAAGUGAACAUGUGUCGCGAGCAGCUGCUGGAGAGAGAGGAGGAGAUCGCAGAGCUGAAGGCCGAGAGAAACAACACGCGUUUGUUAUUGGAGCAUUUGGAGUGUCUGGUGUCUCGCCAUGAGCGUUCUCUGAGAAUGACCGUGGUGAAGCGUCAAGCGCAGUCUCCUGCAGGCGUCUCCAGUGAAGUGGAGGUUCUCAAAGCUCUGAAAUCUCUCUUUGAGCACCACAAAGCCUUGGACGAGAAGGUAAGAGAGCGAUUACGCGUGGCUCUGGAGAGAUGCAGCGCUCUUGAGGAGCAACUGACCAUCUCUCAUAAAGAGCUGGCGUUUCUGAAGGAUCAGAAUCAGAGGAAGAUGAUUGUUGAUGGUACGGCAGAGGUGAACCACUGUUCUGAAAGCACACCAAACGCUAACGGCAAGCAGCGCUUGUCAGAUGUUUCUCUGGGUGCAGAGGAUUCUGCUACAGAUGGUGAUGUGCAGGAGCUGGUGGACAGAUUGAAUAAAGAGCUCAUGCUAAUGAAAGAGCACGUGGCGUCUUUAAGCGGCCAUGUCGCAGAACUGGAGGAAGAUCUAGACACGGCCCGUAAAGAUCUCAUCAAAUCAGAGGACAUCAACAGCCGCCUGCAGAGAGACAUACGAGAGGCGCUCGCUCAGAAGGAAGACAUGGAGGAGAGAAUCACUACGUUAGAGAAGAGGUACCUGGCCGCUCAGAGGGAAGCCACAUCUGUCCAUGACCACAAUGACAAACUGGAGAAUGAGAUGGCCAACAAAGAUUCUCUCUUCUGUCAGAUGGAAGAGAGGAACAGACAGUUGCAGGAGAGGUUGGAGUUGGCUGAACAGAAACUACAGCAGACGUUACGCAAGGCCGAGACGCUGCCUGAGGUGGAGGCUGAAUUAGCACAGAGAGUCGUGGCUCUCUCAAAGGCAGAGGAGCGUCAUGGGAACGUGGAGGAGCGUCUCAGACAGAUGGAGGCUCAGCUAGAGGAGAAGUACCAGGAGCUACUCAGGGCCCGGCAGCGUGAAAAGAUGAACGAGGAGCACAAUAAACGUCUGUCAGAAACUGUGGACAAACUGCUGUCUGAAUCCAAUGAGAGACUGCAGCUUCACCUGAAGGAGCGCAUGUCUGCACUAGAAGAAAAGAACGCUCUGAUCCGUGAUCUAGAACACGGAAAGAAAUUGAUAGAAGAGGCUCAUCAUGAGAAGGAGCAGCUGCUUAUUCAGAUCGAGACCAUGAGGACUGAGAAUGACAGGACUCGCAGCAGAAGCAACUCAAUGUUGCAUCAUGGCCGUUGUCAUGCGAGCGGCACACCAGAUUUCAGGUACCCAGUGUCUGUGUCGUCUGUGAUGGACAGUCAGUACGGUGGUGCUCUGGUGCUCAGGAGACCUCAGAAGGGCAGAGUAUCUUCGCUCAGAGAUGAACCCACUAAGGUGCAGACUCUGGAUGAGCAGGAAUGGGAUCGGCUGCAGCAGGCCAGUGUUCUGGCUAAUGUUGCUCAUGCCUUUGAGAGCGAUAUGGACGUGUCUGAUGUGGAGGACGAUAGAGACACUGUCUUCAGCUCUAUGGACCUGCUGUCUCCUGCCGGACAGACAGAUGCUCAGACCCUCGCUCUGAUGCUUCAGGAGCAGCUCGACGCCAUUAACAAUGAGAUACGAAUGAUUCAGGAGGAGAAGGAGAACACUACGCAAAGAGCUGAGGAGAUCGAGAGCCGUGUAGGUAGCGGGGAUGAUCUGGGUGGGCGUUUCCGCUCCAUGAGUUCCCUCCCACAGUCUUUCCAUAGCUCCACCCACACUGAGCCCUCACCCCCAAGCUCUGGACACUCCACACCACGUUUGGAGCGCAUGGGGGUGAUGACCCUGCCUUCCGAUUUGCGGAAACAUCGUAGGAAGUGUGCACAAGAUGAUAAAGGGUCUAUCAGAUGUGAAACGUCUCCUCCGUCCACACCAUCUUUUAUGAGACUCCAUAGAGGAGCACAGCACACAUCCAGUCAUGAGGACAUCAGAAGUGUUGGGUUGCAUGACGGUCAGUCAAGUAAUCCCAGCAGCAGCAACAGCAGUCAGGAUUCACUCAACAAAGGUGCAAAAAAGAAAAGCAUCAAGUCCUCCAUUGGGCGACUGUUUGCAAAGAAAGAGAAGACCCGACCCAGUCCUGUGACUAAAGAGACGUCCAACCCAGGUGGUUUAUCUGAUGGAGGAGGAUCUCAGGACUCCAUGACACUUAACAAACUCACUGGACCUGCAGAGAAGAGCAGAAAACUGCAGAAGAACCCCAAAUCCGGACAUGAGUUACUGGAGGAGGCUUGUCGGCAGGGUUUGCCCUUUGCUCAAUGGGAUGGACCCACUGUUGUGGUGUGGCUUGAGCUUUGGGUGGGAAUGCCCGCGUGGUAUGUGGCGGCCUGUCGUGCCAAUGUGAAGAGCGGUGCCAUCAUGUCUGCCCUGUCUGAUACAGAGAUCCAGCGAGAGAUAGGCAUCAGCAACCCUCUUCACCGCCUCAAACUACGUCUGGCUAUUCAGGAGAUCAUGUCUCUCACCAGCCCUUCAGCUCCACCUACCUCUAGAACGUCUUCUGGAAAUGUCUGGGUCACACAUGAGGAGAUGGAGAGUUUGAGCACCACACCAGUCACGGAGGAUGAGGAGGGCAGCUGGGCCCAGACUCUAGCCUAUGGUGACAUGAAUCACGAGUGGAUCGGUAACGACUGGCUGCCGAGUCUCGGUUUACCUCAGUACCGCAGUUACUUCAUGGAGUCGCUGGUUGAUGCUCGUAUGCUGGAUCAUCUGACGAAGAAAGAUCUCCGCACUCAGCUGAAAAUGGUGGAUAGUUUCCACAGGAGCAGCUUUCAGUGUGGCGUCAUGUGUUUAAGACGACUCAACUACGACAGAAAAGAACUGGAACUGAGACGUGAUGAGUCACAGAUUGAAGUCAAAGAUGUGCUGGUGUGGACCAACGAGCGUGUCAUUGCUUGGGUGCAGUCUAUUGGGCUGAAGGAGUAUGCUGGAAACCUUAAGGAGAGUGGUGUCCACGGAGCUCUUAUAGCCUUGGAUGAGUCCUUCGACCACAACGCCUUGGCUCUGCUUGUGCAGAUCCCUACACAGUGCACACAGGCGAGGGCAGUCCUUGAGCGAGAGUACGGUAACCUGCUGGCCGCAGGAACUCAACGAAAACUAGAAGAGGAUGAUGACGAUCAUUUCCGGCGUGCACCCUCCUGGAGAAAGAAGUUCCGGCCCAAAGACGUGCGUGGAAUGAGUGUGGGCUCUGCUGACACGCUGCCUGCAAGCUUCAGGGUGACCGGCGGUGGACCUCCAUCUACUGCCCUGCUGUCAAAGAAACCACAACUUGAUGGGAGUGUUAGUGGAGUUCAGCGGUUGGACUCCGCUACAGUCAGAACCUACUCCUGUUAAUCUCUCUGAGGCUAACGGUUUGAUGCUUUCCUCUCAGUGUAUGUGCAUUACCUGUAUAGGUGAGGCCUUUGAAGAGAACGGGCUCCCAUCGGGAUGGAACUUGAGUGGUCAUCGCUUCGGGUGAUUCCCUCUCACAGAAGAUCCGUAAUGCCAUCAUCAGUAAAAUCUUAAACCCAAGAGUAUAUAUUUGAGAUUAUUCUUCUAUUUAUGUAUGCCACAAGGACAUUUCAUUCAUUUCAACCUCUUAAAUGCUAUUUCUUAACCCAGUUCAAGUCUUCUUGAUCGGUUUUAAUGCAUCACAUGUCCCGAGUUUGUAAAUUGUACGACUGAAGGCGUCUAAUUCAGUGGUUUUAACCCCAUCAGGCUAAAAAUACAUACUCAACCUUUCUAUUUUUACUUUUCCCCACAAGUGGCCUGAGUAAUGGGUAUGGUGUGAAUGUCAGAGUUGGUACAUAUAUAUGAAGCUGUUUUGUUAACUCGUGGCAUUUUCAUUAUUACCUGUGAUACCAAAAAGAAACCCUUGGAUAAGCCAUCAUUUAUGAGGGCUAUCUUUCUCCAAACAUCGACGUCAGACUGAACUCCUGAUCCAUUCCUUAGUGCUGCAGUACAGGUGUGUAUGAAGAGAAAUGUGGACCAACCUUCCUCUGGCCUCAGCACAAACUUUUUUCUCUUCAAAUCUUCAGCUAUAUGAUACUGUAAUGAAGCCUUAUAUUUGUAUCCUACUUGAUUUGUUUUUCAUCAACUUUUUGACCCUUUUGUUGUAGGAAUUGUCAUAUUUGAAUAUCAGACACAGACUGGAAUCAUAUCCCAGUUUUGCAUCGUUUGUAAUUGUGUAUUCUUUAGUCACAUGUAUAAUUGAAAUCAUGUUACUAUCUUUUUUAUUGUCUUUUAUUUAAAUCUCCUGGUCCUGUAAUAGAAAUAAUGUACAGUCUAACUACUUAUCGACUAUUUUUAUCACAGUAUUAUUUAUUGCUUACAUUUCAAUAAAAUACUGAAACAUAUUUUCCACUGCCAAUAAAAGUCUUUUUA
Molecule: messenger RNA, 5446 nt
Organism: Triplophysa rosa
Lineage: Eukaryota; Metazoa; Chordata; Actinopteri; Cypriniformes; Nemacheilidae
Gene: ppfia1
Product: PTPRF interacting protein alpha 1
Exons: 32
Coding region: 740-4417 (1225 amino acids)
Biological process (GO): synapse organization
Cellular component (GO): presynaptic active zone
Molecular function (GO): protein binding
Source: RefSeq, a predicted model, not a curated record